CGCUUCCCUCUUCCCAUCAUGUCAUCCGAUUUUCUCGCGUCCCUCCAGGAAAAGGCACAGAACGCGCUCAAGUCUGCCGGCUUUGGAGGGCAGUCCGAUGGACCCUCUGAUGGUCACAGCGGAGGGAACGGUGGCAUCCUCAAGUCGCAUGCGUUCGAAUCGGUCCAACAUCAGCUGCGCACGCUCCAGCAGACGUACUCGAGUUCCGUGAGCCCGAUUCAGAAGGUCAUCACGACGCAGAAGGGCAUCGCGCUCGAUCUUGACAGCCUAUCGAGCGACAGCCAAACGCAUAGUAAGGAGUUGUACCUGUGGGGCCAGCAAGAGGAAGUGGACAUCAAGGAUGUGACCGACCGCCUCGCAUGGAUCAACUACCUCGAAGGCACCCUCGCGCGAACCCUCGCAGGCAGGAUCAACGCAUCUCGCGUGCCCUUCAAGGGGCUCCGCGAUGCAGAGAACACGCUCGGUGGACGUCGGAACCUCCGGAGCUCUCUGAGCAACCAGAUCGGGCGGAUCGAGCACGAUCAGCGGCGUGGUGACGAGCAGAGGCUCGCAGACCUCAGAAAGCAGCUGCGCCAGGCGGAGGAGACCGACGAGCCGCUUGAGAAACAGGUUGAGCUGCUGAAGAGGAAGGCCGUGAGGGAGAGCGAGCAGCAGAAGUGGCAGGCUGUCCGAGAAUAUGCGGAGAAGCUUAUUCUCCUCUCUCAAGCGGCUACUGGCGUCCUCUCUGCGUUGCCUACGGUGCCGUCUGCCGAUCACAAAUACCACGGCGCAGAGACCACGGCGUCCGUACACGCGGCCCUCGAGCAGGCCCUCGACAACUACAAGCCCGGCGACAUCAACCUGCCUCUCCCAGCACCGCCCUCCGACCUCAAGAGGUCAGACACGCGCAGCUUCGGCGAGACCCACGCGCAGGAGCUAUCGCGCAUCAACUCUUCCGCGGCCUCCCAGCCCAGCAUCCCUCUGACGCCGCCUCCCACUGCCGGGGGUGCGCCUCUACCGGGGCUGGAGGCGAGCUUAGACUCCCCUGUGUCCUACGCGUCUGCUCCGUACACGUCUUCGCCUCCGCCUGUCGCCGCUCGCCAGUCGCCAGUUCUGGCCUCCCAGCCCCCGGCCGGCACGCAGUCGCCCCCUCUGAACCCAGCCUUUUUGAAUCAGGCGCCGGCGCCGAUUCCUGUCUCCUCUGGCUCGCCUGCGCCCAUCGUCGCACCUUACCCCUCUGAGAAGGUCCCUUCGGUGACGCCGACGGUGGCAGAGACGGGCGUGCCCCAGUCUGCCGGCUCUGCCGGCCCUGGACCCGCCAGCGGCUCUCUGCGCGACCUCAGGCAGCCUUCGCAGGCGCAGGCUGUGGAUGACAAGGGUUAUGCUCCCUACGGACAGAAACACGAGUCUGCGGGAGAGGAGAAGAAGAGGCUCGAGCGCGAGGAGCGAGAGAAGGCUCUUGGUGCAGGCAGCAGCGACACGAACCCGCAGCCGCCUGCGGAUGGUGAAGAACCCCCGCCGUAUCCAGGCUCGCUAUGAGCCUGAGAGAUG
Molecule: messenger RNA, 1530 nt
Organism: Laetiporus sulphureus 93-53
Lineage: Eukaryota; Fungi; Basidiomycota; Agaricomycetes; Polyporales; Laetiporaceae
Exons: 4
Coding region: 19-1518 (499 amino acids)
Biological process (GO): negative regulation of protein kinase activity; eisosome assembly; endocytosis
Cellular component (GO): eisosome filament; plasma membrane
Molecular function (GO): lipid binding
Source: RefSeq, a predicted model, not a curated record